Messenger RNA from Polyodon spathula (Mississippi paddlefish), 1656 nucleotides. RefSeq names its product coiled-coil domain containing 93 (gene ccdc93). The record is from RefSeq and is a predicted model, not a curated record. Gene Ontology annotation, biological process: Golgi to plasma membrane transport. Lineage: Eukaryota; Metazoa; Chordata; Actinopteri; Acipenseriformes; Polyodontidae.
AUGAUUGCGGCCACCUUACUGUUUCAGAGCCUGAGAGCUGGAUCAAAGUUGGGAGCGCAGUAUGACCAGGAAGAUAAUCUUAUUCAGGUUGAAACUCGUGAAGAUGAAGAACAGAAUGUUAAAUUGGCAGAAAUCCUGGAGCUGUUGGUGGCAGCAGGAUACUUCAGGGCUUGGAUCAAAGGGCUUUCUCCGUUUGACAAGGUUGUAGGUGAGAUGACCUGGUGUAUUACAGCCUGCAACUUUGACAUAGAUGUAGAUUUACUUUUUCAAGAAAACUCUACAAUUGGUCAGAAAAUGUAACGCUUACUGAAAAAAAUUGUGUCUGUCUUGCCGAAAAUGAAACGCCCUCAUCGUCUAGAGCCUCACCAGAUCCAGGGUCUUGAUUUCAUUCACAUUUUUCCUGUUGUGCAGUGGCUGGUCAAACGUGCCAUUGAACGAGAAGAAAUGGGAGAUUACAUUCGGGUAUAUUCUGUGUCUCAGUUUCAGAAAAUACGUAGCAUUUCAGAGGAUAAUGACUAUAAAGAGAAGGCCAUCAAAACAGUAAUUAAUGUUUCUGAGGUUUAUAAGCCUCUGCGGAAAUACAAGAGGCAGGUUGAUGAAGAAUCCAUAGUCCACUCCACAUUGCUGGAGUAUGGAAGCCUGUCAGUCACUCUUUGCAUUAAAACUUUGAUGACUGGAAUGGCUGGCAUGGCAACAGAAGAGGGGAAACUGACUGCAAGCACAGUUGCCCAGAUACUAUGGCUGCAGUCUGAAGAGAUCGAGCAAAUUGCAUCAGAAUAUGCAGAAAAACAGUCGGAGUGCUCUGCUGAGGACCGGCCCGAGAGGUUUGGAGCAGCCCAGCAGCAUCGCAGACUGGUGGCAUCUCUCAACAAAGAGAUUGCUCAAAAGUCCAAACAAGUGGAAGAGCUACAAGCUAAACAUUUGGAGGUCUAUUUGGGAUAUGAAGAAGCUAAGAGUAAAUUGAUAGAGGCUGUGAACUUUACUGAGAAGUUGCAUAAGGAACUUGCUGCUUUAGAAGAGCUUGAAUGUCAUGCUGAUUCAAGCGUCCUUCAGAAGCUGAGAGAGUUGGUUGCUAUGAAUGAAAACCUUAAGAAUCAAGAACAAGAAUUCCGUACCCAUUGCCGGGAAAUGACUCAUUUGCAGCAGAGUAUUGAAAACCUAAAAAUUGAAUCCGGAGAUGAUGAUGGUGAAGAAAAGGAACGAAACCAACUCAUAGACAAUCAGUAUAAUACAGACAGAGAGAAGCUCCAGAAGAUCAGGCUGUUGCUGGCCCAAAGGAAUAGAGAAACUGCUAUACUGCAGAGAAAGAUUGAUGAAGUACCGAGCAGAGCUGAACUAACCCAGUAUCAGAAGAGAUUUAUUGAACUCUGUGGUCAGGAUGCAGCAACCCACAAAGAAACCAAACAGUUCUUCACCCUCUAUAAUACACUGGAUGACAAAAAAGUAUUGCUGGAAAAAGAGGUUAAUUUGCUGAACUCCAUUCAUGACAACUUUCUGCAAGCUAUGUCAUCUUUUGGAGCCCGAGAGCAAUUUCUGCAACAGAUGGAACAAAUUGUUGAGGGAAUCAAACAAAAUAGAAUUAAGGCAAAAAAAAAAAAAAAAAAAAACCAAAAAGAUUAUUCUUACAAUUCAUUGUCGAAAAUGUGUAAGACUUGA